UCACCGAGUUGAUGGACGUGAGUUUGAGCAGACUCUGGGAGUUGGUGAUGGACUGGGAAGCCUGGCGUGCUGCAGUCCAUGGGGUUGCAGAGUCGGACACGACUGAGCGACUGAACUGAUGAUACGAAUCUAGAAGUGGGAUGAAGGACAUAAGUAGAUGUCCCAACAUUCAAGUAACACACAAGGUCAGAAGAAAAAAUGUUAAAGAUUGAGACACCAUAGGGUGCCCAAUGGCAAAAAGUACCCCAUAUCUAGACACAUACUGAAAUUAGGAAUAUUAAAGAUAAUAAGAAAAAUGUAAAGACUUUUAGAUAGUAGAUCAUUGUGCAAAGAACAGGAAUCAUACUGACCUUACUCUUUUGAAGGGCAAUGCUUGCUGUAAGAAAACUAUUUUUAAAGUAUUAGAGCUAAAAUUUUAUGUUAAUUUAUAUUGUUAUUCACAUGUAAAAGUUCAGUAAGAUUUAUCACUCAAAGAUCCACAUUGUAAACAUUUUUGAAGAGAGUACUCCAUAAAAAAAAAAAAAAAGUGCAGAAAAUGUUUCAAGAGCUAGGGGUUGAGUGAAUUACCUGAUAUCUUGGUGAUGUGUGUAUAGGCAGACCUCAGGGAUAUUGCAGGUUUGGUUCCAAACCACUGCAAUAAAGCAAGUCAUGAGUCUUAGGGGGAUCUCGCUUCUGCCCCCAGGAGUUUAUAUCACCAGGUGUGAACAAGAUGACAUUGUGAAUACUGGAGACCAUUGAGAGCACAAAGGCGGAGGCUAUGAACCUGUGCCUCUUUCUCUACCCUGAGAUGUUUAUUCUCGCUAACCUUUCUGUUCCCUUGUGUUUCAUACCUGAGUGUAUUUUAGACCUACUAAUGACUCCACAGAUUCAGCAAAACUUUUGGUGUAAAAGUAGGACCUUUAGAAAAAUAAAUAAACAAAACCAAACUUGUCUUCUAUGACAGUGAAUCCUCAGCCUCUGAUAUGCUAAUUUUUGCUGAACCCUCGGGCGAGUUUUGAUGAAGCUCAACUCAGUGGUGCUCCUGUGUUUCCCAUAGCUAUGCAGUGCCAACAUUACUGACCUCAUCAGGACAUUUCAGUUACUUCUGUGAGGUUUGUAGAGUUAUUCGUUCUGUGCCUGUCUUAAAGAUAAUUCACUUAGUUGCUCAAAGUCUUCAAGAGUAAAGAUUGGAUUGAUUCAUAUGCUGAAGACUUCUAAAAAAAUCAGAUGUAUGGUUGCAUUUAUUUUUUUUUUUUCUUUCUAGCUUGAACAUUUAUUUUCUUGAGCAGGUAACACAUUUAGAGAAUUCCAUGUAAAAGUAUUCAUCUCACCUCUUCCUCAUCAUGUUACCUUCCCUUGAGGCACCUAAUGUUAGGACUUAUUUUAUAUACCCUUAUAAACAUAUGAAUUUAGUAUUUUGAUUCUGGUAAAAUGCAUUUAAGCUUUUAAAUUCAUUACUGUGCAGGUGAACUUUAGGAGUAAAUGUCAAGGGCUUUCUUGGACAAUAUACCCAAAACUAUGCAAAUGCACAUAUUAACACAUUGUGUGAUUUCACCUCUAGUUAAUUCUGUCAGUUUGUACUUGAGGCUAGUGUGCCAGGGUAGUGGAAAUUUAACCUCCCCACCUCAACCUGUCUACCUUUCAUUAUCAUCCUUUCUUUAAAACUAAAUAUAUGGGCAGAUGAUACUUAGGAAUGAUUUUAUGUACUUUCUAUGUAUUAUAUGGAAAAGACCAAGCUUAGAAGUGUGCCUCAGAGCUGUGACUUGAAGCCAUUCUUGUGUUCUAGUAACACCACUGCUCUCAACUCCUCUAAGGUGACAGUAAGAUUAUGUACUUGAGAUGUGACGAACGGAAGAUUCUGCAGGGCUGGGAGUUAGAAGAUCUGGUCUCUGUUUGCCUUGGGCAAAUCAUUUGACCUCGCUGAAUUCAAACACUUUAUAAAACUUUGACAUGGGUUUCUAAGGUUUUCAGAUUCUCUACUGGAAAAAAAUAAAUUUUUUCCUGAGCUGCCUGUUUCAGCCUAAUAGAAUAUUGCUAGAACACAUAAUCUACAGACAGGCACAGCCCCCUCUUGGUGGUCUGAAAAUGUUUAAUUUCCUUUUGAGCUAUUUCUCCUUUCAGCCUGACAUGAUUUGCAAGAACACUUGGGGUUUGAUUGUCACUCUAUUAUUACUUGUUCCCAUUUGGUGAGGCCAGACUCGCCCCAGGCGGCUCUUGAUGAAAUUGGACAUGACCCAUUGAUCUGUGACAUUGAUUCACAGAGCAAUCAAUUGACUGAAAGAAAUGCACCAAAAUUCAAAUCACUGUAAUCACCCACAAAUGAAAAAGGAAAAUUCUCAUUUGUUUCACUUUUCAUUUCCAAAUAUGGUACACUAGGAGGGGCUCCAGCCUCAUGCCAAUUAGGAAAAAACAAGAAAAUUUAAAAGCACCAAAGGACAUCUUGACCUCAGGGGAGGACUAGGUUAGACUCCAUUGAUCAAAAUUACUGAGCUUAUUCUGAACUGGUCCCCACAGCCAGCAGGUCAGAGCCUUUAUAUCUGCAACCAGCAGCAGUUCCACUAAUUAGCCACACAUGGUCCAACUUGAAGGUUCUUGGAGCCCAGUCAUUUUUUUAUCUACUCCUAAGGUAAGUGGUAAAUAUAUAGUAUCUCUUUUGUUUGUGAGAAAUACAGGAAAUUCCUGUGGGGUUACAAAGGUAAUAUUUGAAGUAAAACUCACAAAAGGAGCACCAGCUUCUUUAUAUUUUAUUUGAUAAUGAAAGAAAAUUCAAGAUUAUUACUUGGACCUGAGGAAACAAAUAUUUGUCUAAAGGAUCUCACUCUUGCAUGCUAAUAUGCAUGAUUGUUUUUCUGUUUAAUGUAUUUCCUAUUUCCAGUUUUCUUCUUGCUAUUUAAAAAUUAUAAUUUCUAUAUUUUAAAGAGAUAGUGGCAAAAAGAACAUUAGUUUAGGAUUUCUAAAUCGAGAAUAAGUUAAUAAAAUGAGUUAGCUUUUUCACUUUCAGGUUUUUAUAUAAAAUAGAAGCUCUAGAUUUUUUUUUUAAGUGCUAAAUGAGUUAGUUUUUAAUAAAGAAUAAUGGCCAGACAAUAUUAAAGGAAUAAUUAUGGGAAAGGACUGAAACUCUUUAAGAGAGGAUAGAACUUAGUAAAUUAUUGUUUCAGUUAGUGAGGCAAUAGUACAAAAUUUUAUAAUUAACUUAUUUGCAAGUGAUAUGACUACAUUUUGAAUUUUUGAAUUUUGAACAAGUGUAUGGAGUAAAAUACUGGAGAAGGAAAUGGCAACCCACUCCAGGGUUCUUGCCUGGAGAAUCCCAGGGACGGGGGAGCCUAGUGGGCUGCCGUCUAUGGGGUCGCACAGAGUCGGACACGACUGAAGCGACUUAGCAGCAGCAGCGUGGAGUAAAAUAGAAAAGACUCAUUAAUACCUCUGCUAGAUUCUGACAGGUACCUACUGCUUUUAAAUUUUAUUUUAAAAGGUGUUUAUGCAUAUGUAUGUACAUACAGGUAUGCAUUUAUAUAAAUGUGAGUACUAGAGGAGAAUCAGUCAUGCUUCCUUAGAAGCGUCUCUCUCCUUUAUCUUUUUGCCUCUGCCUUCAAGCUCUUCCUUCCACCCUCAUGUUCUCCUACAGACCUCCAGUAACCUAUAUGAACUUCCUCAUGUGUGCCUUCUGGGUCUUCUCUCCACACUUAGAUAGUCACAUAUAUAUACAUCUCAUAUACAUAUAUGUACAUAUAUAUAUAUUUAUAGGACUUUAUUCAGUGAGCUACAGAUGAGUGAAUUUGGAAAGAAUUGACAUCUUUAUAAAUGUUUAGUUUUCUAAUCCCUGAGCAUGAUCUAUCCCACCAUUAAAUUGAUUUAAAUAAUGGUAUUUGAUAUUGUCAACUGUUCUCUCCUUGAAACUCUGUCCUGCUUUGGUUUCAGUGACUUCACCCUUAUAGUUUUCCCCCUCUUUCUCAUUGGCCAUUUCUCAUUUUCAUUUGUAGACUUUUUUUCCCAUGCUGUUUCUCAGGGUUCAGCCAUUGGCUUACUUUUUCUUUUUGUCCCUAGGUGAUCUCAACCUAUUCAAUAAUUAUUUACAAAUGCUUAUUUAUCUGUAGUUUGCAUCUUUUGUUGUUAUUCUCUAGACCCAAAUACCUUCUGGACAUCUCCACUUUUGCUAUUCAGUUUUGUUGGGUAAAAUCUAAUUUUUUCCCUAUUUAUAAUUUCUGGUAUUGAUGUACUUAAAAAGCUUCCUUCUACUUCAACAUUAUAGGACAUUCUCUUACAUUUUACUUCAAUACUUCUAUGGUUUAAUUGUUUUACAUUUAAUACUUUAUUCCAUCUGGAAUUUACUUUUGUGUUUGGAGAUAAGUAGGGAAAAUAUAACAAUUCUGUGGGUUUUUUCCCUCAUAUUUUUGAUUUGAUAUUCAUAACUUUUUCACUGUCCAUUUUAUAUGUUACUGGGAAUUCCUGGUGACUAAGUACGGUGAAGUCUGAAUGAAGUAUGUAUUUAUUGUUCAUUGUUGAAUUCCUUGGUAUCUAGCACAAUGCCUUUAUGAUAAAUUAUAGUACACAUUAUUGAAUAAAUGAAUUGUGGAAAGAGAGAAUUGUUUCAUUAUUAGUUUAACUUAACAACACUUAACUGUUUUUCCUCUGUUUCUUUCAUAUCUGGAAGUCAUCCACAUUAGAAGCCUGUAAACCCUCAAGUAUUUUAACCUCAUUGAACCUUGAAAGAUGUCUUGUUUUUUUCAAGGUGAACCCAAUGACCCAUUCAUGUCAGCUAUGCUUUGAUUCUUUCAAGAAUCAAAACUAGCAAAGCAGGUAUAUUCACUUUUCUUCUAAGUAAGCAGAGCUUCCAUGAAAAUCUUCUGUUCCAGAUAUGGCUUUGUAGAUCUAAUCAUAUGUCAUUGCUGGUACUGCUUCUGAGCCUGCUAAUCUUUACUGCUACCCUGUGCCAGUUCCUGAGGGUUUAUUUGGCUGAGUUCUAUUCUCUCUACUUGUACUUUCAGUCUUGCAGUAGGAGCCAUCGAUAAUAUAUAAUGAGGAUCUACUUGGUUUUAAUGUUGAUGAUUUUUCCAGUGAUAGAGUCAAGGAGCUGAGUUUUUAAAAAGAAAAGACAAUUCAGUUCACUCUUAUUUAUUGAUGCCUUCAUAUGUCAAGAUGAAAAUGAAACAGAAAACAUCUCUGUCUGUUAAAAGAGUACCUUUUCAGAAAAGAGAACAUAAGACAACUAUCACAAAGCUCAUUUUAGGCACGGUACCAAGUGAGUAAUACAAGCACUAGUGUUGUAUGAAUUCAGACAUGGGAAAAGCGCUCUGACUUGAGAUGGCUGGGGAAGACUUCCUAAAGAAGUUGAGACUUCUUUAAGAUCCUGCAAGAUGUAAAUAUGGCAUCUCAUAUGUUAGAAAAAUGAGCAAAAUUAUGGAAUAGAAAGUAUUGUACAAAUAUGAUGGCCAAUGAGUAUACUAGAAUGACAGUCAACUUUGUGUAGGAGAGAAGAGGAUAGGAAGGAAUUGGGUUGGACUGGGGAGGGUCUUUAGUAUUUUUUCCAAAACCUAUUCCUUAGAAAUAUUUCAGCAAGCAUGAACCAUAAAUAUUAGGGCUGGAAAAUCCUUCAUAGUUUUAUUGACAUGAAGAGAGGACCUGUUGUAUUGAUUGUGUUUUUAUAUAUUAUACCCAUGGAUUCUAUUAAUCUUAGUGUUUUCUGUAUGUUUCAGACAUUAGUCUCUUACCAUGGGGGAUUGGAAUUUAUUGGGUGGCAUCUUAGAGGACGUUCACUCCCACUCAACCAUGGUGGGGAAAAUCUGGCUGACCAUCCUCUUCAUUUUCCGAAUGCUGAUACUUGGUGUGGCUGCUGAAGAUGUCUGGGAUGAUGAACAGUCAGCAUUUGCCUGCAACACCCAGCAGCCAGUAUAUAUGGGCCAUGCACUGUAUAGACUCAGGGCCUUUGAAAAGGAAAGGCAGAGGAAGAAGUCACAGCUUAGAGCCCAGAUGGAGAAUCCAGAGCUUGAAUUGGAGGAUCAGCAAAGGAUGGAUAGAGAACUGAGGAAAUUAGAGGAGCAGAAGAGGAUACAAAAAGUCCCACUGAAAGGAUGUCUGCUGCGUACUUAUGUCUUACACGUGUUGACCAGAUCUGUGCUGGAAGUAGGGUUCAUGGUAGGCCAAUAUAUUCUCUAUGGGUUUCAAAUGCACCCUCUUUACAAAUGUACUCAACCUCCUUGCCCCAAUGCAGUGGAUUGCUUUGUGUCCAGGCCCACAGAAAAGACCAUUUUCAUGCUCUUUAUGCAUAGCAUUGCAGCCAUCUCUUUGUUUCUCAACAUAUUGGAAAUAUUUCAUCUGGGCAUCAGGAAAAUCAUGAGGGCACUUUAUGACAAAUCCAGCAGUGAGGGCAUUGAGGAUGAAAGGAGACCUCCAUUCCAUUUGAAAAAAUAUUCAGUGACCCAGGAGUGUAUGACUUGCUCUCCCUUCCCUGAAAAAAUCUCCCUACUUCAAGCCAACAAUCAACAGCAAGUAAUCCGAGUCAAUGUGCCGAAUUCUAAAACCACGUGGCAUAUCCCACAGGCCAGGCAACUUGAUGUAGACCCUUGCUGUAGUAAAAAAGACUGGGCUGAGAAGAAUCAGCACAACGGACAGCUCCAUGUCCACAGCCCAUGUCCCUGGGACGACGGUGCUAGAAUUCAGCACCCAGGACAGCAGCCAGACCAUUCUUCAUUUGGCUUGCAGAAUAUAAGACCUCACUCCUGGCUAGGUACAAAGAUGGCUCCUAGGCAUUGUCCAUCACAUACAACAGGACCCUGGGAGCAGCCCCAGGACCUACAACCCUCAGGGGAACCUCUUGCAGACUUGCACAGUCACUGCAGACACAGCGAUGGCAGCAUGACAGACAGCAGGGUCCAAGAGGCAAGAGACAGAUCUUACCCUGGCAGUCGCAAGGCCAGCUUCCUGUCCAGACUGUUUUCUGAAAAGGGACAGCUGUACAGUGACUCAGGAAGCUCCACUUCUCGAAAUAGCUCUUGCCAGGGCUUUCCACACCGGGAAAACAGCCCCUCACUUCUGCCUUCAGCCCCUGGGCGAAGAACAUCCAUGCAGCCCAAAUGGCCCAAGACAGGGGAUAAGAGUGCAGUCAAGAGACCAGCUCGGAGGCUUGCAUAGUGCUCAGGUUCUUUGCCUCAUUUGAGAAGGUCUUUUUUUGACACAGCAUUAUCAACACGGAACAUGCUUCUAGAACUUUCAUCUAUUAUGAAAAAAUAAUCCAUGCCUGGGAUCAGAAAAAAUGAACCCAGGAGAGGGCUGGCAUCUGCGAAAUAAAAGUUGUAUGUCUGUGAGCUCAAACUGCAAGAGAAACUCAGAACCAUCCCCUCCGGAACCCCUGGUCAGGCAGUGGCUGUGCAUCAGAAGCUCCCAGCUGGGCCCCCUGACCUCUGGGGUCAGCCUCUCGCUGCCCUACUUGGCCACACUUCCUGAAGCUGAUCUGAUGCUCUGCGUACACCAGGGAGGCACUCUAUUCCAUCAGAGAAAAUCUAGGGGCCAGAGUUGCCACCUGAAGGGAGAAGAAGUGGGAUGUACUACCCUCCUGGCCAGCAGCCGACUCCGCAGCAGCAGCAGUUUGGACCCUUAAACAUGGGGACAGAGCAGCCUGGGAGCUCUGCCGGCAGCCUGGGCUCAGCAUACUUCCUGUCUGUACACAGGAGGUGGGAGGGGAGAUUUUUGUUUUCCUCCUCUCGUCACCUUGGCAUUUCUUGGGGAUGAAGCAGCUGCAUCUUCAUACCUACAUGCUAUGACAUAAAAUACUGAUGAUAACGCUGGUGAACACUGGCAUUGCAUGACUUUAUCCUUCUGUUGGACUCAUACAUCAUCAGUAGUGAUGCCAUGACUGUGGGCCAGCAGGUGCUGGUGGGAUCUCAUUACUGACCUCCAGAGGAGAGACGAGUUGGCACCGCUUCCUCCUGCACCCCACCCUCCCAGGGGCCCCGAGCCAUCCAGCAGAAAGCACUGAGCACUUCUUAUAGAGCACUGAGGCCCAGAUGGCUGUGCUUCCACUAACUCUCCAAUCUGUGAGGCUGGUUGGCUGAAUUCUGAGAAUCAUAAAUGUGGGGUGAAUUCCCAAGGCAGGAGACACUUAGCUCCUCCAUCCUCCGUCUCAUGGCCAGACUCUCCUAUCUCUGGCCACACACCUUCUAACAAAGGUUUCAGGUUAUCAGGAGAAUCAGUUUGUUCCAAAGGCACAAAAUCCGCACGCCUUAGCCUGCACGUGGAGCCUUCAUGGGCUGGCUCCUGCCUCACGUUCAUUCCCUCUCUCCUGGUAUCUCCUGUACUCUAUGAGUAAAGCAGAUUGCCCUCCCAGUGUGACAGACCAGCCCUCAAUCUGUUGAGAGCCUGCACAGAAUAGAAAGGUUGAGGAAGGAUAAAUUUGCUUUCUCUACUUGAGCUGGAAUGUCAGUCUUCUCCCUUGGAUUGGGACUUACAUCAUUGACUCUGCAGUUCUCAAAACUAUACGACCAGCUUCCCUGGGCCUUCAGCUAACAAAAGAUGUAGAUUGUGAAAUUUCUUAGCCUCCAUAAUUGUAUGCACCAAUACCAACAAAUCAUCCAGUCGAUCAAUCAAUCAACCUGUAUCUGUCUCUCUAAUAAAAUCUCCUAUUGGUUCUGUC
Messenger RNA from Bubalus bubalis (water buffalo), 8605 nucleotides. RefSeq names its product gap junction protein alpha 10 (gene GJA10). The transcript is spliced from 5 exons. Bases 5689 to 7107 code for a protein of 472 amino acids. Gene Ontology annotation, biological process: cell communication. Gene Ontology annotation, cellular component: connexin complex. NCBI's taxonomy places the organism in Eukaryota, Metazoa, Chordata, Mammalia, Artiodactyla, Bovidae. The record is from RefSeq and is a predicted model, not a curated record.